ACGCUUCCUUCGCAGAGCUUUGUGGGUAGCCGCCGGGGUUUCCUGGCGACGACGAUGGCGGGGGAGGUGGGCGGCCGCAGCUGCACGAAUUCGGAGUUGCUGCUGCACCCGGAGCUGCUGUCCCAGGAGUUCCUUCUCCUCACGCUGGAGCAGAAGAACAUAGCUGUUGAAAAUGACAUAAGAAUAAACAAAGAUAAUCUUACUGACCUUUAUGUUCAGCAUGCAAUACCAUUGCCUCAGAGAGAUUUGCCAAAGAAUAGAUGGGGGAAAAUGAUGGAAAAGAAAAGAGAACAACAUGAGCUAAAAAAUGAGACUAAAAGGAGUAGUGCUAUAGAUGUGUUAAAGAAAAGACCCCUCAUUGUGUUUGAUGGAAGUUCAACAAGUACAAGCAUAAAAGUGAAAAAGACAGACAAUGGAGAUAAUGAUCGACUCAAGGCACCCCCUCAGGCAAACUUUACCAGUAAUGCCUUUCGAAAAUUAUCAAAUUCCUCUUCAAGUGUUUCACCCCUAAUCUUGUCUUCCAAUUUGCCUAUGAACAAUAAAACGGAACACAAUAAUAAUGACACUAAACAGAACCAUGACUUAACCCACAGGAAAAGUCCUUUGGGCCCUGUGAGGUUGCCGCCUUUUUCCCCAGUGGGGACUACUCCUGUGAAGUUAAAGAGAGCUGCACCUAGAGAAGAAGCCGAGGCCAUGAAUAACCUGAAGCCCCCAGAAGCAAAAAGGAAGAUACAACACGUUACAUGGCCAUGAAGAAAAAUUUCCAAAAAUGUAAAUAUAACUGUAACUGUAAUUUUCAAACAAAUUCUCAUAUAUUGACAGUAUUUGAAGAGAUCUUUGUUGUUUUUUUUUGAAGUUUUCUUAAGAGUUUUAAAAUUAGGUUCAGAAAAAUAGUCUUUCCUUUCCCUCUCUCCUUGCCUGCCUUCCUUCUUUAAAAAAAAAAAAAAAAAAGAAAGAAAUUUGCCUUUUAUUCCCUGAUUAGGAAAUAAUUUUUUUAAAGAUUUUAUUUAUGUAUUUUUAGAGAAAUGGAGGGACAAAGAGAGGGAGAGAAACAUCAGCAUGUGGUUGUUUCUCCCACGCUCCCACCUGGGGACCUGGCCCACAACCCAGGCAUGUGCCAUGACUGGGCAUCAAACCAGUAACCCUUUGGUUUGCAGGCCAGCACUCAAUCCACUGAGCCACACCAGCCAGGGCAGGAAAGAAUUUCUUUGUAAAUGAGUGACUUAAUAUAAAUCAUUCAUAUUGAGUCAAAUUAGUAAGCUUACAAGUCUGGUAUAAAGCAUCUGAUGAAUUUUAGGAAUUAUUCUCAUUAGUCUGUUUCAAUGUUUGGAAAACUUUGAGAUUUUUUAAAAGCUCAAAUAUUUCAGAAGUUAACAACUUUUGUUUCCUUUCCCAAGCAAAGGAAUAUAACAGUUCAUCACAGCAUUUUAGUAAGUACUGCCAAAUUCAUCCUCGAGAUUCACCAACAAAGGCAUAUUUGUAGUGUUUCCAAUAAACUACUCAGAAUAUACAAAUAAAACUGCUGUUCUUUAAGUGCUUGCUAUUGCUCCUUUCCUUAAAGCCAGGACAGAAUUGAUUUCUUAUGGGCUGACUAAUCACAGUCACCCUAGAUCCAUGCUUAGAACAUUCUUGUCAUGUAGCAGCCCUGCCUCCUCCUCUUCAUAAGCAGUGAGCUCACACUGAAUUCACGCAUCUCUCCCUCCUAGGAUCUCAAUGAGGCUGACUUUAAAAAUCUUCAGGUGUAGCAAUCAUGUUAGAGGUCGUACCUGUUGGCAGAAAGUUUAGUGAACAGGAGGAAGGGAGUAGAAUUGUAGAAUUUAAGAGAGCCCAGGAAGUAUGGCAUUGAAGGGGGAAAAUUCAAUGUGAUCCAGAAUAGGCAAGGAGAGGGGGAGGAGAAGGUACUGCAGUCAGAAGUCAGUGCAGUGACAGUAGAGAAGUGUGGGCCACCGGUUGGUGGGGGUCCUUGCUGGUGUAACAUGGACAACUUUCCAGGGCUGUCAGACAUACCUAGUAAGGUUUUGUGAUGUGUUAAAGUGGUAUUCCAACUGUGUACUUGAAGUCAUUGGGAAAAUAGGGUUAAACCUUCUAUUUGUGAAUUGUAGUGUCCACUUUUCUGCUGUGUGUUUCUAACCAAGUGCAAGAAUACUUAAUACUUUUUCCUUUGGGGUUUAUCUUUUUAAUACUUUUUGAGCAGUCUCAUUUCUAUUUAUAUUUGUUAAAACAAGCAUUUUAGUUCAGCUAUUGAAUAGCCUUACAAAAAAUUAAUUCAGCCUGGCAGGUAGUAUAAAAUUUUAACUGCAGUUUUCCGUCAUUCUGCCUUUAUCUAGACUCUAAGUCUGUACACAUAAAAACAAAAUGGAUACAUACUAAGUGUUACAUAGAUUGCUAAAGUUACGGUAAAUUGUUAAACACAGUUAUCUGCAGGGCUGAUUUACGUAAUGUUGUUGAAGGACAAGUGUAUUCCUGUAUAUAACUAUGUGAAGGGAAAUUUUGAAAAGUGUAGAUUUUAGGAUAGAGUGACAAAUUAUAUUUUAUAUUCAGUUGUCCCUUUUGCUUUCAUCUGCUUUUCUCUUAGUUAAGAGAGAAUUGACUCUUUGACAGUUUUAAGUCAGUAGAAACUUAUUUUUAGUUACUCAAAAUUAAUUUUUAAUUUGUAUAUUUAACUUACAAAGUAGGUUGGUGAUAACAGCUGAACUGUAUAACAUUGUUGCUUCAAAUUGAAGUUUAUAUUAUGAACAUUCAGAAUCAAUGCUCAUACAGCAGCAUAUUCUUGAGCUAUUUUGAGUUUGAAAUGUAAAGAACUAAACAAUAUACUAUAUAUUACAUAUACCAACAUCCUAGAGCACUGUGCCUCUCAAGGUGCAGAGAAACAGCUUGUCUUCAGUGUCUUUCUCCACAUACUGAAUGAAGCCUGCUGAAUGAUGGGGAUCUGAAGCAGAAGUGUUGGGAGCUCAUAUAUGGAAGUGUUGCUUUGGUGAGCUUUGAAGUUGAGGAGGACUUGAUUUGAAUGGCUAACAACUUCAAAAUCCUUUUUACUUACUAACAUGGGUUACUACUGUUGCUCUUGAUUCAUUAUUCCAAUAAACCCUGUUUUCCUUAUUACUGGGGUAGGAAUGUGAAUGGCACUCAUCCGUGAGUGGCUUCUGAGGUGCAAUUACAAGCACUUUAUCACUUCCUGCCGUUGGCAGGCGGUUUUUUUUCUUCCCUUCCCUCUUUGUCCCUUGUUUUCCUUUUUCUUGUCCUCCUUUCCCAUAUUUUCACAUGCUUUGCUUUCAUCUCCUUCCUCCUACAGAUCCUAAGCUUCAAGCUUAGGUUUGUGCAAGUCAUAGUUUGGUUCUGCUCAUUCACUGGGGGUAAAGAUAGGCUGACCCCCAGUCCUCUUACAUUUGAGGGAUCAUAGACUGCUUGCUGCAUGAGUUCUGGAGAGUCUCAAAGCUGUGCAGCACCAAGGCACGAAAUUGCUUCCCAAUGGCUACAAAGGCUGUGCAGUUUUACAAAAUAGCUUUGUUAAUGUAGACAAGUACCCAGGCACUUUGGAAAGUUGCUCCAACUACUACUAUGAGCCCGUAAUAUUUUUGCUAGUAUUAGAGUUCUUUAGAAUUGUAAUUAUUAUUUGAAAUAACAUUUUGGUUGACUUAAGUUUCAGAGAUGAUACUAAACCUAAUGGAAAGACUCAUUAAAUAGCAAUGACCUUUUAAAACUUACAUUAAGUGAAACUGCCAGUAGAUUAAAUAACAUGUAUGUAAGAGCUUCCUCUAUUCACUACUGUGCAACUUCAGUGAUUUUUAGAGGCUACAAAAUGGUCGAAAUGUUUUUAAGUGUGCUCUUUUAUUAAAUGCUUGUGCAGGUUUUGUAAUUCAGUACAGAAAGUUUAACCUUGUAAUGUACACUUUUUUUGUAUGUGAAAAGUCUUUUAAGUAGCCGUAUCCUUAUUUAAAUAAACUGAAUAAAAUUAUUGAGUUGGUCUGGCAUUCGUAAA
Molecule: messenger RNA, 3979 nt
Organism: Phyllostomus discolor (pale spear-nosed bat)
Lineage: Eukaryota; Metazoa; Chordata; Mammalia; Chiroptera; Phyllostomidae
Gene: TSLIG2
Product: chromosome 6 C2orf49 homolog
Exons: 4
Coding region: 55-753 (232 amino acids)
Biological process (GO): embryonic morphogenesis
Cellular component (GO): tRNA-splicing ligase complex
Source: RefSeq, a predicted model, not a curated record